GUAGGAAGGAAAGCACAACAAGGGAGGGGUUCGGAUGUAAAUGCAUGGAUAUAGGGCCUGAAACCUCAAUUGUAAACGGUAAACCUUAUUUGCUCUCACUAAUUUCUUGUUGCUUGAUCCAUGCAGCUCGAAUCGACAGACUUACCUUAUUUAGCUCAUUGUCCAGCUUUGACUUUAUUUCCUUUAUUAUUAUUGUGUGGGGUUACAUACUUUAAUUGUAGCUUAUGAUAUAUGUACAAGCUCUUCCAGCUCUACCACUGCACGCUGUUUAGUAAUGACAAUGAUAGUGGUAUUAGUAAUGAUAAUAAUAUAGACGAUAAUAACGAUAAUAGCGGUGCCCGGAAAUUAGCCAACUGUAUCUUAAAGGGAAAGAUGUUUAUGUACUAACACCAGCCAGACGAGUCAAAUAGGUAUUCAUCAUGUAUUAGCAUUAGUAACGAUGAUAAUGAAAGAGCUGGUAACAAGGAUAAUAACGAUGACAAUGCCAGCCCGGCGAGGCGCGGCACCCGGCCCACGUGUCAGGGUGAUGAAUGGCCGCCGCAAAUGUAAACAAAUGUAAACAAGUAAGUGGUUCUGGGGUCACAGAGGCCCCCAUGGUGGACCCAGUGCCACCAGGCCGGGCCAGCAGGCGGGCAGGGGCGGGAGGCAGGCCCUGGGGGGUGUGCAGGCCACCGGGAGCCUCGCCGCCGGCAGGAACAAAGGCCGCAGCGGGGAGCAGCGGCCAGCCUCCCGGGGCGUGCAGUCAUGGCCCGCCUCGCCCCGCCUCGCGCCCUGCCCCUGGCCGCCUGACUAGAGGAGGGUGUGGCACCAUGGUGUGUGGUGGCUGGUGUGGCAGCUGGGAUGGGGAGCAGCAUAACCUGCAGGAGAGGGAGGCCUCGCCGCGGGGCACGUCCUCCUGCAAGUCCAGCCAGAACACUCCCUUGACCUCCUGGGAUCAGGAUGUCCCUGCACCGGAGCUGCCCUACCUGGUAGCUGCCCUGCUGGUAGGCUUGUGUGCCAGCAUCUGCUUUGUAAACUCCCUAUUUGGAGACUUUGUUUUUGAUGACUCUGAAGCAAUUGUCAACAACAACGACAUUCGAGGGGACACGCCUCUCGGCAACCUGUUUCACAAUGACUUUUGGGGCACUCGCCUCACCCACCCCUCCAGCCACAAGUCCUACCGUCCCCUCACUGUGCUCUCCUUCAGAAUUAACUACUCCUGGGGAGCCCUGGACCCCUUCAGCUACCAUGCCGUCAACAUUUUGCUGCACUGCCUCGUCAGCAUCAUGAGUUUACGUGUCUUCUAUGUGGUGUUUGGGAACCGGGCGCCACGUGCUGCUGUGCUCUCUGCUAUCCUCUUUGCCACACAUCCUAUUCACACAGAGGCAGUUUCAGGAAUUGUGGGAAGAGCAGACCUGCUGUGUGCCCUGUUUGUGUUUGUAGCUUUUCUAAGCUACGUGAGGGCUGUCAAACAGUCAUCUGAGGAGUUUGUCAUCAGAAAGCAGAUGUGCCAUAGGCUGGGAAAGUGUGGCCAGAGUACUGUAUAUCUGGUACUGACAGCUGCUGCCACUGCCAUUGCCAUGCUGUGUAAGGAGGUUGGCAUUACAGCUUUGGGUGUGUGCAGCGCCUAUGACAUCAUACUCGCACAUGGUGGAGUGAUCGGACGCACACUCAUCCUUGUGGUGAUUGGCCACAGUACUAGAGCCGUGGCCUCAUGGAGGAGCAUCCCAGAGGGUGUAGUGCGCCGGAUGGUAUGGCGGCAUCUGGUGCUGGCAGUGACGGGCAUAGGGCUGCUGGCAGCGCGCUGGGUGGUCAUGGGCUCCACUGUGCCAAGGUUCAUGAAAGUGGACAACCCAGCCUCUUUCCUGGACAGUGUCCUGUUUAGGAGCUUGAAUUAUCAGUACACCUACAGUAUGAAUGCUCUUCUGCUGGUCCUCCCAAUCUGGCUGUGCUUUGACUGGUCAAUGGGCUGUGUGCCAGUCAUUGUAAACUUCAGUGAUCCAAGACUGCUGACUCUUCCUGUUCUCUGGGUUUCAUUUGUAAUGUUGCUGAGGCGAGGAAUGGCACAGGGCAGAGGAAGUCAGACGUCUAGAUUUGUGCUGAUGGGUCUGGCCAUGGGCAUUGUCCCUUUCCUGCCUGCCACAAACCUCUUCUUCCGAGUGGGGUUUGUCAUUGCCGAGCGUGUGCUAUACCUUCCAGUGGCAGGCUUCUGCAUCCUGGUGGUAACUGGCAUGAGGGAAUUGUGCCUGGCAGGCCACCUUGGCAGGAGGGUCAUCCAGGCUGGCUACCUUCUUCUGGUGGUGGUGUUCAUCCUGCGCUGCCAACAAAGGAGUCGUGAAUGGCUCACUGAGAAGCAGUUGUUUAGCUCUGGCCUCAACGUGUGUCCACUCAAUGCCAAGGUUCACUACAACAUAGGAAAGGUGGCAGCUGAUGCUGGGGAUGUGAUGGAGGCAGUGAGGCGGUACAGAGAGGCACUCAGGCUCAACCCAGACUAUGACCAGGCCAUGAACAACCUGGCAAACAUUCUCAAGGACCAAGGUCACUUGGAUGAGGCCCUCCACCUCCUGCAGCAGGCCACAACCCUUCGUCCGGACUUUGCUGCCGCCUGGAUGAACUUAGGCAUCGUUCAGGCAUCACUGGGGGAUCAUUCUUCUGCCGAGAGCAGUUACCUCACUGCCCUCUCCCACAGAUCAGUGUACCCAGACUGUCUGUAUAACCUGGGGAACUUGUACCUGGAGAAGGGGGACCACCAGGCAGCGCUGGCCACCUGGACCAACGCCACCACCAUCAAGCCCUCCCUGGCCGUGGCCUGGACCAACAUGCUCAUCCUCCUUGACUCCCAGGGACAGUACCAGCCAGCCAUUGAUAUAGCUGAUCAGGCACUGAAACACUUACCCAAUGAGCCAGCACUUCACUUCAACCUGGCCAACACACUGGGCAAGCUGAACCGCUACCAGGAGUCUGAGUCUCACUUCCUUAUGGCCACCAACCUUGACCCCACAAAUGCCAACUACUGGGCCAACUUGGGUGUGCUGUACCACCGCUGGCGCAAGUACGAGAGGGCUCAGCAGUCGUACGUGCAUGCCCUACGCCUCAACCCUUCCCUACGCAGUGCCCAGGACAACCUGAGCAUGCUGCUCAAGGCCACUGGCAAGAUAACCAGAUAGCAGCAGCAGGAGGCAGUGGUGAUGGCUGCUGAGAGAGGCAGUGAGGGAUGAGUCUGUCCUUUCUUAUUAAGUCUCUUGCUUCUUAGUUUUCUGAUGAAAUCUCUUUAUUGCUUUAAGUGGAAUUAUUUUCUUGUUUUUAUGAGUACUAGCAGGUAUUUCUCUCAUUUUGUUGUUGUUGUUGUUGAUUUUUUUAUUUAAGUUUUGUGGAAUUAUAUUUAACUGAGAUUAUUAUGUUGGCAUUAUCUCUGAUGUUUUGAAUGUUUUUACUUGAGUCUCAGCCUUGCACUUCAGUAAUUAUUUUGUUGGUUACAUUCUUUGAGCACUUUUUAGGAGGGGCUGGCUGAUCCAUAGUGUCGCUUCAGCUUUUCAUGUGGUCAAUGUGGUGAAUUGUCAAAGUACCAGUAAUUAUGUGCAAUGGACAACCCUUAAUUAUAUCACAGAAGCAGGUAUAAAGACAACUAAAAGCUUGGAUUUAUUGUUGGCAGAGAAAAUAGGAAAAAUAAUUUAAUGUUGGAAAGAUUGCUUUGUACCCUAUGUAGGAAAGAAUGUUUGAAUUUGAGAGGGUUUUGUACUUCAUAAAUUGAUAGAUUUAUAUUUUGCAUGCUAUAUAUUUUUUAUUAAUUUUCUAACAAACCUUUAUAUGAUAGUUUAUUUAUUGGCAGCUCCACAUUGUUUGCAGGCAUUUCUGUUCUUCGUGAGGAACAACUAUUUCAGGGUAACCAGCAGUGUUUGUGGGUGCUGCUGGUGAGGUGAGAGAUCUCAUCAACCUGCAGCUUAAAUGAUUCAGCAGCUCACUGGCAUGAGCUGCUGCGAGGAAUGUGUGGGAUGAGGGGGCAUGGGGACGGUGCUUUCUGUGGUGAAUGGAGUUCACCUCUGCCAUACCUCAGGAGGACCCUCAAGCAAGAUGCAAUAUUUUGAAGUACCUGUGCCAAGGUCGUAAGUCACCUGCAAGAUUCAGUGGCCAUAUCUUACUUAGUUUUACUCUUAGUCUUGAAUGCAUUAUGGCAGCAAAACUCCUGUGCUGGGGCCUGCUGUGGGGAUUUCUUUUUGGAGUGUUAUAAUACUGUUGGUGAUAUUAUAGUAAAAUUCUUGAGGAUGAAUUUCAGUGCGGUGAUUGUAAAGGAUCGUGUAAUUUAAGGCUCUGUUAUAUGUGCUUAAAAUCUUUAAGCUUGAGGUGUUGCUGGACCAUAAAAAUUGUUGAACUCGGUGGGCAAUGAAAAAGCCAUGUUCAGUAACCAGCUGUAAUAUGAAAAUGUUUCUUAUUUCAGUUGGUAAAAUGCAUAUGAAGGGAUAUUCAAAUAUUUCUCUCAUAAAUACAGCAGGAUCCUAAUAGACAAUAAAUACAGUGAAAUUAGCUUAAAUAUAGUAUACUUUGAUGCCUUUCUUCAUGCACAUUUAGUUUGCUUCCUUUCCUUGAGAUAAACUGAAUCACAGUAUUAAGCAUAGCUGGGCACGAUAACAGUAAACCUUAUUCCCGAUAACCGAUAAGUGAUAAUGAAAAACCUUAUCGGUGAUAACCGAUAUUCGUUAACUGGACACAAAUAUAGGCGAUAACCGAUACCCGAUAUAAAUCCACAAUUCCGAUACUAGCUAGCAAUAAGCCCAAUAGGCAAAAAGGAUACUAUAUUGAUAUUUCAGAUAGAAAAACAUAGAGGAAUUCAAAUUUUCAUUAUCUGUUUUUUUAGAAAACUUCAAAACCUGAAAACCACACGUUGACUUGCACACAUGGAUGGUAAUACUAGAAAUGCCUGAACCGGUGUUGUGUUAUUUGGCUUCCCCACCGUCAAAAGCUGGUGCUUUUGUUUACAAACGCUGGUCUCUCGUGAACUGCGCAUGCUCAGACCAGCAAGCGUAGACCUGUACAGUCUCACAAAGCUUUUUAACCAUAAUUAAGAGUUGCUGGAAGGCUGAAUCAGACAUACAGUACCUCUACCACCAUCCCCGCUGUUUCUAGAACGACACUCUGUACGAGUUGUAUUUAUAUGUACAGAGUGUCGUUCUAGAAACAGCGAGGAUGGUGGUACUGUAUGUCUGAUUCAGCUUUCCAGUAAAUCGUAAUGUGUUAAAAAGCUUUGUGAAACUGUACAGGUCUACGCUUACUGGUCUGAGCAUGCGCAGUUCACGAGAGACUAGUGUUUGUAAACAAAAGCGCCAGCUUUUGACGAUGGGACACCAAAUAACACAACACCGGGUGCCUUCAAUACCAUGGCAUGCUCACAAACGAAUAUGGAAUAUCAAAUUUGAGGCAGUGAAUAAUAAUUUUUUGGGCAAAGUUAAAUGAUUUUUUCUUUGAUAUAUUGAUUUUUGAGUAACAAAGAAAAUAACCUAGUGUUUUAAUGUUGAUCUAAGUAUGAAAUCUUUUCACCGAAGAUAUUUCAUACCCUGAAGUUUUUUCAUACAACACCGGGUCAUGCAUGCGCAGUAGGGAGACGACGUUUUUUUUUUCUGAGGCGAAAAAAAUUAGCGAUUAUCGCUAGUUUGGUUACAAAAGUAACGAAGAUACCGAUAUAUAUUUAAAUAAGUAGCGGAUGGCCGAUAACCCGAUUUUGUUAUCAGCGAUAAAGUAUCGCGAUAACUUAUUGUGAUAACGCCCAGCUAUGGUAUUAAGAUACCUUUCUUUCAGUGUGUUUAGUUGGUGUGACUCCCAAUGAUAAUGCGUUAGUGUUUUCACAAAAUCAGUUUAGAUAAAGAACCUCGUAAGAAAAAUACAAUUACUGUCUUGGGCUCCUGGAACCCAACUUGUAUUAGCUACUAAAUCGAGAAAACUGUAACAUAACAUAAAUGACAGAGGCCAAGUUCUUUACCAAAUUAAUGAGGAGUUUCCUAAUAAAUCAUGUUAUAAUUGAAUCCAUGUCACAUAGACUAAAUUUUUCAUUGAUUAAUAAUUGAACUGAAAAAAAAAGUCAUGAAUGGAGGCACAAGAUAUAUAGGGAAAAUUUUUUGAUACCUCAAAACCACAGAAAAUGUGGUAAGGAUGCUGUUAGAAUCAACCUUAUGCAUCUUUAUCACACCACCUGCAUUGCCAUGGCAUUCCAAAGUGUCAAAAAAAUAAUAUUCACCAUUAGCUUAUGAUUUUAUGCUAUGAACUUGCAUUCUUGUUUCCUUAGUGUCACUGAUUCUUUCUCAACAAUUGUACUUAAAAACAAGUAUCCAAAUGCUCAAGAUUUUACUCAUAAUUGAUUAAUUCUCAUGUCGGAAGCCUUGUCCUUUUUGAGUUAUGAAAUGGCAUGUAUAACAAAGGGUUUUUCCUAUCUGUUCAGAAAUCCUGGAUACAUGGCUGACAAGACACACUCUAGGUGACUAUUCCCAUUUUUUCCUCACUGUGAAACCUUAUCUUGAGUGUGGUGUCUUAUAACAAUUAAUUGUUUAUAUAGAUAUAAUUUUGACAUGAAUUUGUUAAAUAUUUUGAAGGUAGUGCCAAUUUUAGGUUAUACUAACAUCUAUUUAUGUGAGUGGGUGCCAAUUUUUAGGGUAAGUCUGAGUGUAUGUUGGAGGUGCAGGCCAGCAGGGUGGGAGGGUGGCGUGGCACUGCACUGUGACUGCAGUGAAUAGGGGUGAGGCACCUCUUGCUUGAUGUGUUAUGUUGCCAUUACCAGUGGAGUUCAUCACCAUUAAUAUUUAGAAGAUCCAUGAUUUUACUGUUUGGAAAAUCCUGUAUUAUUACAGUAUAUAUAGUAUAGAAAAACAAAAACAAUUGAAGCACACUCUACAUCUGAAGAUGAACUGGUCAGAAUAGAAAGAUAUACACAAUAUAGAUGCAUAGGUCAGACAAUUACGUACUGUUCUACUGAAACUCCAAUUCCCUCAUGAAACUGGAAACAGCAUAAUGCAAAUUGCAAUUCAUGAAAUACACUAUGAAAAUAGACCCUCAAUUUUCUGAAUUAUGGUUUCCUGGAUUUGGAUUUCCUGGGCAAAAUUCUGGCUCAUCAAAAUUCUACAACACUAACUUUUUUUCCAGUUACUGACUGAGGAUGUCUGUUGGGUCGUACACACAAAGGCAGUAUUGUAUUUGUUGCCUCUUUCUGUGAGCGUGUGGACUGCGCACUUGAGUUUCCUCUUGGGUUAACCUAUUUUGCCUUUUGUUUAAUAUGAUUUUCAUAUCAUAUCUUGUCCAUAAGUCUCAUGUUUACUGUGGUGGUGGUGCCUAAAAUUUACUGAGCUUUGAGUUGUAGAUGUCUGCAGCAACCUUGGGGCUGUGUGGGUGUGCUGGUCAUGCCACCACAGCACCAGCUUUCAAAGGCUGGUAAGCUUGCAGGGAAUGGUCCAGGAUUAGGAUUGAUGUUUAAAAGUUGUGUUAGUGAUAUGUUUUAGGAUGAAAACAAAACAAAACAAGAACAAAAAACAAACAAAAAAACUAAGCUCUGGCUUCAUUGGUUUUUGAUUCUUCUGUUUGUAUAUAGUGUUGAGCUUCCCUAGUGGUGGUUGUGGUGAUGAUAGUGAGGCACUCCAGCACAGGCAAACUGUAAUGCUUCAUGGUAGUCACUGUGAAUACUCCUGGAACACUACAUUGCAGAAUCACUGUCAGGUAUAUAAUAUUGCUCUAGUCUUAGUUUCUGUGUAGGUAUUUUUCCAUCCAUGAUCAUGUUACUUUCCUGAUGCCAAAAAAAAAAAAAAAAAAAAAAAAAAACAUUUAAGGUGUGCCCAGUGAGAGUUUGGUGUCAUCAUUGGUUUAUAGUUUUACAAAAUCCUAGGUUGACAUCUAUUUAUGUAUUUUUUUGGAGUUGAGAAUGUGAUUGUCAGCAUUGCAGUUUAGUUAUGUAUUUGACAAUUUUGAAAAGUGAUCAAAGUGAGGUAAUGUUGUCAUGUGCUCGUGAACUUACCUGAACUAUAACCCACUGUCUGUGAGUAAGGGUGGCUUAGGUUUUCUCAAAGGCCUAGGAUGAUAGAUGUCUUGAUUCACUGCACUUAUUAAAACUAUGCACCUAAUAUGUUAAUGCAUAAAAGUGUAAUAGUUUUGGGGACAUGAAGCAAUCAUAAUUUUAGUGUGUUUAGAGUCUGAAUGUAAAGCCAAAAGAUGAUGUGUAAAUUACAUGUCAAGUGUAUAUGUAGACAGUUCUCAUUUGCUUACUAGGAGUUAAUUUUGCUAGGACUGAAAAUUUGGAUGACUAGGUCCUGGAAAGGGACACAGUUUACCUUAGUUAAUCCCCUUAUGUACUUCAUACUAAUUUAGACCAACUUAAGAAUUGUGGCCAUGAUCUGUUUUUCAGAGUGUGCAGGAUCGUCUUUGCUGUUCAUGAACUCUUAUAAGGAGCCAACAUGGAAUGUGUUAUUGCUUAAGGUUAGAAGUAAACUGUACAAAAUAGAGAUUAACUCUUGUAUGUUUGUGUUCACUUUUGAGUUAUAAUUUUGAAGUAUAGAAAGUAGUGUAAGUAUGGAUAUGAACACCCCACUUAACAUUGCAGCUUGGGGCUUCUACUGCAGUGGGUGCUCAGUUCUUGAAUAUGUAGAGAAAAUUAUUUGUGAAACUGUACAUACCCUGCUGCAAACUGGUGUGGAAUGCUGAAGUGUAGCCGAGACCCUGCCAGGUGUGUCUUCUCACCAGGCCCUGUUUUCUGAGGAUGAAUGGUGCAGUGUAGUAAAACAUGGGUCUCAUGUUGACUGCAUAUCUAAUGAAAUUUAUUUCCAUGGUUUGGAUCAACAAAAACCUGUUGUUCUUGCAGCUGUCCCUUUCAUGUGCCUAAAAGGGUCUCUAUCAGAUGUUUACCUCAGUUGAGUGUUAGUCAAAGGAAUACAAGAUUUAAUUUUCA
This is a messenger RNA of Eriocheir sinensis (Chinese mitten crab), 8893 nucleotides long. Its product is annotated as protein O-mannosyl-transferase TMTC4-like. The transcript has 15 exons. Gene Ontology annotation, cellular component: endoplasmic reticulum. Gene Ontology annotation, biological process: endoplasmic reticulum unfolded protein response; protein O-linked glycosylation via mannose. Gene Ontology annotation, molecular function: protein binding; mannosyltransferase activity. The record is from RefSeq and is a predicted model, not a curated record. Bases 531 to 3146 code for a protein of 871 amino acids. NCBI's taxonomy places the organism in Eukaryota, Metazoa, Arthropoda, Malacostraca, Decapoda, Varunidae.